Anopheles merus is the source of this 6406-nucleotide messenger RNA. RefSeq lists its product as uncharacterized. The record is from RefSeq and is a predicted model, not a curated record. Bases 2723 to 5683 code for a protein of 986 amino acids. NCBI's taxonomy places the organism in Eukaryota, Metazoa, Arthropoda, Insecta, Diptera, Culicidae. The transcript is spliced from 18 exons. Gene Ontology annotation, biological process: signal transduction.
CAACUCGCACGCGCCCGCUAUCAGUUGAGUCGUUGCGUUGCUAGCGUUCGCAGUGGCAGCUUGUGGGCAAAGUGGAGUGGAUUUUUCCGCGAGUGCUUUAUUCAUCCCAUCGGAUCGUAGUAGACGUACUGUUUUGCUGCCAGUUCCGCGACACGUUCGUCCAGCGGGCAGGCCGAGAAGGCAGGGGUACGUUGAAAGUAGAAGUGAGGAAGGAACCACCUUCCUCAUAAGGUGAAACUUUUCUGAUCGAGUUACCCAGUUGGCCCAGUUGGUGCUUACAGUUCGAGUGGUGGUAAAUUGAAAACAAAACAGGGGCGAAAAAAAAAACUAAAUUAAAGAACGAAAAGGUUCACCGUGCGGAAUGUGUCACAUGCUGGGAAGGAAGGCUGCCCAAAACAGGUGAACCGGGCAGAUAAGCUAGCGGCAGCAAAGGCAAGCGCAAAAGUUUAAAUCUGCUCUGCCCCCGAUGUGUCUCCCUCCAACCUGUCAAAGAUUGAAGCAAGGUAAAGUAAGUGGGGAAGUAAAAGACACGCACCACCGGAAGGAUUUACCGGAAGUGGAGGGAUCGGUGGAAGUGAGCGAGCGGAGUGAGUGUGUUUGAUUGCCGGCAAGCAGUGUGACAAGUGGAACAAGCAAAGUGGCACAUUAAGUGGGACAGAAAGGAACGGUUUGAGUUUGAAGAGGAGGGAAAAACUCGCGACUGUUUAUUUAUAAACAUACGGACCGAGGUAAACAUUGCUCUCUUUUGGUGCUUUAUAAGUAGCUAAGUUUUGUAGCUACUUUUUUUUGGCAAAGUUUAGUAAGUGAAAGGUAAUUUACCUGCAAGCGGAGGAGUUUUGUUUAAAAUAAUUUCACGUCGUUAGCGGGAUAUCAGCAACGGUCGUUUCAAAAGCAACCAAAAAAACAGCAUCAACGCCUGCUGGGUUGUUUUAACUCGUAAAGAAAACGUUAACCAAAAACGCCAUCCAAUAGAGAGCAGCUGUCAUGUUGUGCGUCCCAUGUUACUGUGAUGAUUAACGUGCACAUCGUGUUCGGUUGUUUGCGGCUGUAGCAGAAAGGUUCGCGCGUCCUUUGCACUACUCAUCUAAUCACAUCGUAAAAUUUUAACCGCAAAUUUCGUAACCGGCACACAGUCGGACGAGCUACAUUCAGGCGGCAGCAGCAGCAGAAGCAGUCGUCCGAACGAGCUACCACAGUUUCGGCCAGUGCAGCACUGUUGAUAACAGGUUCGCUCGGCAAAGCCUCCAACAGCAAGCCGGCAAUCGGAGCGGUGGUGAACGAUACCCCACCGCACCAGCUGGCGGGCCAGUGGGAGUGGUGCGUGAGAACUUUGCACACCCAUCGCCUCCGUCCAUCGCGGGGGCAGGCAGCAUGUUCUUCUUUCUGUUCUUCGCAUCCGAUGGGUGCAAAAAAGUGUGUCACAUUUUAUCGCAACUGGUCGCCGCCUGCCUCCGGAAGUAUCGCAGCGGCGGCGCCAACGGCCAGUGGAUAGGGGUGAAAGUGUAAGGUUGUAGCGCGGGUAGCGCGCAUCUUGUAGCGCUCGAUUGCGGAAGUCGGCUGCGUUUGACAUCGCUACGCACGGAUCUCAGUAGUCGUUGGUUCGUCGUCGAGGUGCGUUGUCGACCUCUUAGCGCCUCGCAGCUUCUUCAGUGGUUCAGUGGUGGCUUUACUCUCCGCUGGAGAGUCUUUAAAGCCUAUCCGAAGGAGUGGCGGUGAAAUUGAGGCAGUAGUGUUCAGUAGUAGCGGAGUGAAAGGGCGCGUGGCUAGAGUAAUCCUUUACCAUCAGUGCGGUUGGGAGUUUACUUCGCUCCGGAAGCAGCGCGUGGGCACAGCAAGAAGUGAGAAGAAUCUGAACGUCCGGUAUUAUUCAUUCCGGGCGCUAUUGUGUGCGCGAGUGUGCUUAGUACGUGGGUGCACAAAUGAGCCGUGCCUGAGUGUGUCCUUUGUGUGUGUGUGUGUGUGUGUGUGUGUGUUUCGCGAACGUAUGAUUAAGUGCACAGUGCCGUGGUUUCGAAGGUCGAAUCCGAGUGCCCGCGCUGUCUGGGACGGAGCGCUUUAGUUCAAGUGGCAGUGUCAGUUUGGCAAACGUUCCGCGCGUCCGUUGUUGUGCGGUGUGAUUUCCGCCAACCCUUGCGUGUGUGUGUGUGCACGUGAUAGAGAAACCGACCUCUUUCCCCUGAGUUCGUUCGGUGGAGCUGGCGCUGCUGCCACGUAAUCAAAAGCCACAGUACCAGAGGUCGGCACACAAGUUGGCUGUGUAAAAUCGCCAUCUUUAGUGCAGUAGUACGUCCCGCCCAACACAACCAACACGAGCGAACUAGACGAGCGUGUGAGUGUGUUUCUACUCUUUCACUUCCAUUUCCUUCCUUUUUCCCUCUCACUUCCUGCUGGUCUCAAGGGAUUUUGCUAAAAGCACUGUAGUGCCCGGCACGUACCAAACACGAUUCGUUCAUUCAUUCCGACUGAAGCCGUGUAUGUGCCUGUGGCUGUGAAGCUCCACUCGAACUUAAGGAAAUGAAAAUUUCAUUACCCCCAAAAGAACGGAGCAGGAAAUAAAUGGAAAUUGAAAUGUCAAUCGUGAUAGCCCCGAGCGCACCCGCAACCAUCAUUUGCAACCGUUCGACGUGAAGCCUUUAGCUAGCGGUGCUGUUUUUUUAAACAUAUCAACACCAUCGCCAACUCUUCCCUUCCCCUUGCCCACCGCACGCCCUCCAAUCGUGGGAUGGAACGUGCCGAGACGCGGGCAGGGAAAAUGAGCACCCGCAAGUCAUCUCCAUCCGCCGGGGAAGCGGUGGCACCGAAAACUGCUGACCUGUCAUCGACACCGUCCGUGGCGGCAGCAGCCGCCGCACCAUCGCGCCGCUCGAACCGGAAACCUGCCAAAAGGGGAAGCCCCACCGCCGAACAGUAUGCACCGGCGAAACAGCACACCCCGACCACGCUCAGCCUCGGCCAGGUGUACGUCCUGCUGGCGGUACUGCUGGUCGGUAUGUUCGUGCUGUCGGCGGCCCUGCUCGCCUACGUCGACCGGCGGCUACCACCGGCCGAGCUGCACCGCCGGACGACCGCGUCGCUCGAGGAGGACGUGCGCCGCCAGGUCGAAACGAUCCUGAGCGACUACUGGAAGAGUAACAUCGAUAAAUUGAGUGCGGAUCUGCUGGCGCAUGCGAGACGAGCCGCGCCAGAACUUAGCAGCACUUCUUUGCCUUACUUAGUAGCGAAUCAGAGAGUACAAAACGAGCGGAAGCUACCACCGUUCCGGGAACCGUCCGGCCGCCCGAAGCGUGAUCUGAGCCUGUUCGAUGAUAAUCUGGUCCCGGAUCAGGAAGGUCCAAAUGUGGAGUUCUUCAAUCCGAAGCUGCGAUCCGAGCUGGAGAAAAAGGAUGCAGAUAUUAUGAAGAAGACCGGCCUGAAGGGUGCAGCCCCCGGUGGCGAUAGUUGGGUUUGGCUGACGAGCUAUUCUCGCAUUCCGUUCGAUGCCAUCACCGGCUUUUGCCGAGCGACGAAGGAAUACUGCCCACCCGGACCACCGGGACUGCCCGGCAUACCGGGCCCGAAAGGAAAUCGGGGCGACCCAGGCCUGCCCGGCCCGCCCGGCGUCGACGGGCGCGAAGGUAAACCGGGCCCGCGCGGUCCAAAGGGUGAGAUUGGCUAUCCGGGCAAUCCGGGGCUGGAUGGACGGGACGGUGUACCGGGUGAGCCGGGGCUGGACGGUGUGCCGGGACGGGCCGGCGCGGAUGGCAUCCCGGGCAAAGAUGGCAAGGAUGGAAUUCCCGGUAUCGAUGGGCGCAACGGUAUCGACGGCAAGGAUGGAUUAGCAGGCCCGAUCGGACCGGCGGGACCGCCCGGACUGCCUGGACCGAGAGGCAUCCACGGACCGAAGGGCAAACAGGGCCGACCGGGCACGAACGGUACGCCCGGCACGCCGGGCAUCAACGCGUGGAAGGUGAAGGUGAACGAUACGUUCUCGAACGAGCUGCUCGUACCGCCGUCGAUUGCCGGCGCCGGCACGGUGGAAGCACUCCGGCCCAUCAUCGUCCACGAGGGAACGCACCUGCGGCUACGGUGUGCCGCCACCGGGACACCCAGACCGCACGUCGAAUGGCGUCGCGCCGAUGGCAAAACCAUCUCCAACGGUGCAUGGGAAGCCACAUCGAUGGCCGGGCACACGCUCAACAUAACCAAAAUCAAUCGCGUGCACAUGGGCGCGUACCACUGCCUGGCGGACAAUGGCAUCUCACCGCCGGCGAACCAGACGUUCAACAUCGAGGUGCAUUUCCCACCACUAAUACGGGUGAGAAAUCAAAUGGCGUACGCCGUGAACGGCUCGACGGUAACAUUUGUCUGCGAGAUCGAGGCGUUCCCCGAGGCACUGAAGUACUGGGAACGGUUCCCUGGUGGACGACUGCUCGAGCCCGGUGAUAAAUUCCAGAUGGAAACCCAUUACGAUGGGUACAAAUCAGUCAUGCGGUUGAACAUCACCAACAUCCGGCCGUCCGAUUUCGGCGAGUAUCAUUGUGUCGCGAAGAACGAGCUCGGCAUGACGGAGGCCGAGUUUCAUCUGAUGGAGCACUCGCCGUUCAUCAUCCGGCCGCCCGGCUCGACCGACAUCAACGUGUACGGUACGAAGCCGCCGGAAAAGGAGUCGUACGAGGACAUCUGCGGCCCGCCGACCACCUGCCCGGAGUGUCCGGAUCCGAGGGACUUCAAAUGCAAGGACACGAUCGUUUCGCUGUACGACCUGGUGGGCAAUCUGGAAAUCAAACCCAUCGGGAAUGUGAGCUUCACCGGGCUGCCGAACCGGACAACCGACUGUGUCCUGUACGCGGUCGGUAAGCCGGUCUACCACAAGUACACCGAGCAGCUGUACGGUGCCUGGCUGAAGGAUCCGGCCGCACGGAACGAUGCGAUGGAGAAGAAGGUGUGGGCCACCAGGGAAAACGACACCCAUCGGCUGUUCGAGUUCGCCAACAAAACCACGUACCGGAACAACGUGGCCACCAAGACGUACCGGUUGGAGCGUCCCUUCCGGGGAAACGCGCACGUGGUUUACAAUGGGUCUUUCUACUAUAACGAGCGUAACUCGCCCCGCAUCAUCAAGUACGAUCUGAACGUGGAACGACAGACCGCAAUGAACGAGCUGGAGGGUGUCACCACGAACGGUUCCAAUUAUCUGUACACUACCGAAAUUAAUUACAUGGACUUCAACGUGGACGACAAUGGACUGUGGGUAAUUUACGGGACGCCCGAUUCGAACAACACAAUGGUUGUCAAGCUCAACGAAAACAAUCUCACCGUACAGUACGGGUGGAACAUUAGCGUAAAUCAUCACAAGGUGGGCGAAAUGUUCAUCGUGUGCGGUGUCCUGUACGCGAUCGAUUCCGUCACGGAGCGGAACACCAAGAUCCGGCUGGCGCUCGACCUCUACCACAGCAAGCUGCUGGACGUGAGCCUUGCCUUUACGAACCCAUUCCGCAAGACGACCACCGUGGGGUACAAUUUCAAAAACAAGGAACUGUACACAUGGGACCGGGGCAAUCAGUUGACCUACCCGAUACGGUACCACGAGAUAGGCUACAAUACGACCGCCACCGAGAAGGCGGACGACGGCUUGAACCCGCAGAUGCAGACCGGAUACGACAUUUACAACGAUCACGACGCCGAAACGGAGGAUGUACGCUAAUGCGGCCACUGUCGCCUGGGGAACGGGAGAAGGGAGAAAAGGACACAUGACACAUGACAGGUCGCUUCACUUUCGCUUAGGCUGCGGUUCCAUUCCCUUUUUGUACAGUUGUGGUGUUUUUUUUUAUGUGGUGGGUUUUUGAUUUUGUUUAGAAACACAAGGUUUUUCCCUCUUUUUCUUCGCAUCGUUGGGUAAAAUGCAAAUCUUUUGCCUAGUACAGUCCGGCAUCGUAGUUUGACAAACUUUUUCUUUGCCUCCCCCUUCGACUGGAGGACACAUUUAUAUGAUGGUGAAAUGUCCGGAUAUGGGUGGUGCGACGACAGAUAGAAUUUAUUCGAUCCCCCUCGCUCACCAUGUUUACAAGAGCGGGCGGAGAGGAAACGAAAGAAGAAUAGAAAAACAAGGGAACGACUAGGUGAAAAGGAAAAUGGUAGAAAUUGACGUGAACAUAUUUUGAAAUGUUGGUAUACAAAGCACAUACACAUAUAUACAGAUGAAGGGAGAGAAAGAAGGUAUCAAGUAAAAUCAACAACAAAAAAAAGAGACAACCAAAAAAGAACAGAUAAUCACUCCAAUGGAAAAGUGAAAAAGAGAAUUAGGACUUGAAGUUUUCUUACAACAAAAACAAAGCAAAAAACAAAACAAACAAACGCUAGGUAUUGUAAAGCAAAGGAAGGAGGAAGCAACAACAGGUGUAAAAUAAAUAAAAGUCUAAAUUCAGAA